UUUAUUACAAACAUUUUGUUCAACGUUACUUUGUGACAUGAAAGUUGAUUAGGUAAAAUGUAACUGAAGGAACGUAACCUAUCCAAGCGAACAGGAAGGAAAUUAUCCAACGUUUCUAUAGCGACAGGAGUGGCGUCCUGUUCCGGAAAUCAUGGCGGACGAUUUGGACGAUUUACUUGAUGAAGUCGAAUCUAAAUUUUGCAGCAGCACAUCGAAAUCAAAACAGAGUGCUUAUCAUUUAAAACAAACGGAGCACAGCUGUACGAGUCCCCAGGACAAGAAACAGUCAAGAAAACAAGAAAGCAAAGGGACUGAAAAUGAUGAUAUUACUGCUAUGCUGCAGGAAAUACUGGAGGACGAUUAUCAGCCCAUAAACUCAUAUGAACCCAUUGCUACAAAGACUUUCACAGGUGAUGCAUGUUCCCAGACAGUGUCCAAAAAAUGUUGUCCUGUGUUUCUUGGUGGAAGCUCUUUACAGCAUGGUGUUGGAACUAGUGUUUCUCAGAGGGCCUGCAACCAGUUAAGAUGUACAUCAUGUGACUUUCGAGUGGCCAUGUUUGACGACCAGGAGUGGGACCCAUCCUGCGAUUAUUUGUUUUUAAGGAAUAACAUGCCGGACUAUCACAAAUUAAGAGCUAAACUUAAGAGGAGAAAGGGUGGGCGAGCCUAUGCCUGCCAGUGUAGCUGGCACACUGCCCACACACUCUCAGACCUGAGAGCUCAACACCGACUCAAGUGGGUCUGUGGCAAACACAAAGCAUGAGCUUAAUAC
Triplophysa dalaica is the source of this 772-nucleotide messenger RNA. It is a transcript of the gene cfap418, whose product is annotated as cilia and flagella associated protein 418. NCBI's taxonomy places the organism in Eukaryota, Metazoa, Chordata, Actinopteri, Cypriniformes, Nemacheilidae. The transcript has 6 exons. Gene Ontology annotation, cellular component: cytosol. Bases 152 to 763 code for a protein of 203 amino acids. The record is from RefSeq and is a predicted model, not a curated record.